AGGUAAAUUCACACUAGUCAGAAAUGGCAGCACUGAGUUUAAAUUCAGAAAAUAAACAAAUGCAAUUAUUUCAUUGUUCAAAAUGCCUAGUUCUUAUAUAUAUUUGAAACUUUUAAUUAUAUUUUUCUUUUGUAACAGUGUAAAUUGCCAAGAGAAGCCGGAAUGUCCGCAUGUUCUAAAUUUUGUUGCGCAAUAUGUAAAACUAAUUAACAUGGUUCCAAGAGAGAUUGUUCCGUUAGCGAGGUUUUGUUCAAAUGAUACUUUUACUUCGUACUACAAUCAUUCAAUUCAGGAAUACUACAACGCAGUAAAUGACCCAACAUGUCUCUUUCAUAUCCAUAAACUAAAUGUUAUAGGGGUGUUGUUUGAUGGAUUGGAAGAAAUAUGGAAUAAGGCUCAAUGUCAAGACUGUUUGGACAAUCAAAACGAUACGCUGCAAUUUUUUACUAUCUCCGAUCAAUUAGAUACUUGUAUUGAGCAAAAUAACCCACCUUGCAUUGCUUGCGCAUCUAAUUACAGCAUGGUACAGGAUUACUAUGAAACCAUGAACAAGCAACGACGAGGAAAGUUAUGUUUGGAUAUAGAAGACCAGAUGAAUCAAACUCGACAUGCCUGGAGUGCAAAAUACAAAUGUUGCAAGGAUAAACAGCGAUCUAAAAUGUUUUUCAUUGUGUUUGCUUCUAUUUUUUCAAGCAUUCCCUUGCUUUUCUAUACAAUAAUGUAUUUCAUUGCCCGCCGUAAAGAAGCCAUGGAAGAAUUAGCGAGGGUUCCUCUGCUGGAUAGCAACGAUUCUUCUCGUCUAGAUCAAAACAAUGUUUCUUCAUCAGAAGCAAACGAAAAUGAUGCAGUUAAUGAAACUACUCAGGCUUGUUCGAGCAACUCUCUUGGGACUGAAAACAAAAAUUUGGUUUUAAGAAACGAUAAACUCAACAAUCUUGAUCAUGCUCAUGUUCGUGAAGAUGAACUCAUAAAUCUUUGUGAUGAGCAACCAACUUCAAACAUUAAACUAUCUUUUGGAGAUGACGAUGACGUGAGCUUAUUAAAAAUGGAAGGUUUCACAAAAAAGUAGCACAUAACAGUUGUGAUUCAGCAGGAUAACCAAAAAUUAUCUCUUUCUUUUUUUUUAAUUAACAUGUUGCGAUUAUUCGUAAAAAGUAAUAAAAAUCGAAUACAAUUUUAAA
Messenger RNA from Wyeomyia smithii (pitcher-plant mosquito), 1181 nucleotides. RefSeq lists its product as uncharacterized. Lineage: Eukaryota; Metazoa; Arthropoda; Insecta; Diptera; Culicidae. The record is from RefSeq and is a predicted model, not a curated record. Gene Ontology annotation, cellular component: cytosol. The transcript has 2 exons. The coding region runs from base 83 to 1069 and encodes 328 amino acids.